AAAUGCGAACGAAGGCGACGGAAUACCAGCAGAAGCGCCUAUAAGACCGAGCAAUCAGCGCCGCCCGAUCAAUCACAGCCGGCCCUCAGAGAAAAACAGGCUGCAAUCUUCGUCCAAGCUUCUCGCAAGGCCGGCCGGCCACCAGCAUCGUAGCCAUGUCGAGCUCCGCCACCGACGGCGCCGCGAACCCGGCCCUGGAGCCGGACGCGGACGCGCCGGCGGGGGGAGGCCUGGCGCUGGCGCAGUUCGCGGCGGGUUGCUUCUGGAGCGUGGAGCUGACGUACCAGCGGCUCCCCGGCGUGGCGCGCACGGAGGUGGGCUACUCGCAGGGCCACCUCCACGCGCCCACGUACGAGCUCGUCUGCGCCCACGGCACGGGCCACGCCGAGGUGGUGCGCCUGCACUAUGACCCCGCAGCGUGCCCCUACGCCGCGCUCCUCGACGCGUUCUGGGCCAAGAUCGACCCCACCACGCUCAACAGGCAGGGCAAGGACGUCGGGACGCAGUACCGGACGGGGAUCUACUACUACACGGCGGAGCAGGAGAGGCUGGCGCGGGAGUCGCUGGCGGAGCAGCGGAACAAGUGGGAGGGCGAGAUCGUCACCGAGAUCCUGCCGGCGAAGCGGUUCUACCCCGCCGAGGAGUACCACCAGCGCUACCUCGAGAAGGGCGGCCAGUCCGCCGCCAAGGGCUGCACCGACCCCAUGCGCUGCUACGGCUGACGCCGCGCGCCGCCCGCCGCCCGCCGGUGGCCGUCCGUCCGACCGACGACUCCGCUAGCUAGUUGGGUGAAGCCGAUUAUCCGCCGUCCGUGUAUGCAUGUCAGGGUAAAAUAAUAAGGAAGAUACCGUGCUGUGUUCUAUGUGCUACUUGGGAAUAAACGCAACCUGGCAACCCCAACACUGUAAGAAGAAGAAACGAACUCCAAAUACCAGCCAGAACACCAGUGCGUGUUUGAUUCGACCA
This is a messenger RNA of Panicum hallii, 966 nucleotides long. Its product is annotated as peptide methionine sulfoxide reductase A2-1-like. Gene Ontology annotation, biological process: cellular response to oxidative stress. Gene Ontology annotation, molecular function: peptide-methionine (S)-S-oxide reductase activity. The transcript has 2 exons. The record is from RefSeq and is a predicted model, not a curated record. Bases 156 to 722 code for a protein of 188 amino acids. Gene Ontology annotation, cellular component: cytoplasm. NCBI's taxonomy places the organism in Eukaryota, Viridiplantae, Streptophyta, Magnoliopsida, Poales, Poaceae.